Porites lobata is the source of this 471-nucleotide messenger RNA. NCBI's taxonomy places the organism in Eukaryota, Metazoa, Cnidaria, Anthozoa, Scleractinia, Poritidae. The record is from the annotation of a GenBank genome assembly.
AUGGAAUGGUCAAAGGCCAAGGAUGUUUUGCUGGCUAAAGAAGUCCUUUACCUUGAACCAUUUCGGUUCAAGGAAAGGACUGCUCAAAGUGUUCUGGCAUGGCAGGAUCUCGUCAACAACCUCAUGAAAAAUUACCCAGGGAAAUUCGAGAAGCUAACCUCAGGGGGUGCUAAGGACCAUAUAGCGCUCCUGAUUAAAAACCACAAGAAGAAGAAUGCAGAUGAGCUGAAGGCGAGUGGGAUUAGCCCAGAACAAUCAGAGCUGGAUACUAUACUUGAACAAAUAAUAGAGAGGAUGGAAGCAAAUGUUGCAGAGAUUGAGAAAGACAACGAAAAGAAGAAAAGGGAGGUGGCUAUGGCCAAAGACAUCAGGCUGAAGGCCAUGGAGGCCCUAAGCCAAACCAAAAAGAGAGAAAAUGAGGAUGGGAAUAUUAAGCCUGCAAAGCAGAUCAGGAGGAGGUCAAAUGGAUAA